AAGCGGCUGCACCGCGCCCAGAGGUGGCCUCAAGGGUUGCGGGCAACAUGGCGGCGCUGGCGGCUCCCCGCGUGGCCCGCGCUGGGAUGCGUCUCCUGCGGCCCGGCGCCGCGACGCCCGGCCGCGCCCGCCCGCUCCACGGGACGCCGCAGACCGACGGCGCGGACAGCCCCGGGCAGGCGCAGCCCAGGAGCGCGGCGCUCGUGCAGAAGCAGCCGUGGGCCCCGACCGCGCGCGGGGAGUACGUGGUCGCCAAGCUCGACGACCUGAUCAACUGGGGCCGCCGGAGCUCCAUGUGGCCGAUGACCUUCGGCCUGGCCUGCUGCGCGGUGGAGAUGAUGCACAUGGCUGCUCCCCGGUACGACAUGGACCGCUUCGGGGUGGUGUUUCGGGCCAGCCCCCGGCAAGCCGACGUCAUGAUUGUGGCCGGCACCCUGACGAACAAAAUGGCUCCUGCUCUGAGGAAGGUGUACGACCAGAUGCCCGAGCCGCGUUACGUGAUCUCCAUGGGGAGCUGUGCCAACGGCGGCGGGUACUACCACUACUCCUAUUCUGUCGUGAGGGGUUGCGACCGCAUCGUCCCAGUGGACAUCUACGUUCCAGGCUGCCCGCCCACUGCAGAAGCCUUGCUGUAUGGAGUCCUGCAGCUUCAGAAGAAAAUCAAGCGGGAGAAAAAGAUUCAGCUCUGGUACAGGAAAUAGCCUCCUUUAUUUAUGACCCAGCCACUCAUGCUACUCUGACAAAGCACCUGUCUUACGCACAGCUAUAUUCUGCACAAGCUUCGUAAUAAAGUUUUGCCUCUUCA
Messenger RNA from Alligator mississippiensis (American alligator), 805 nucleotides. It is a transcript of the gene NDUFS7, whose product is annotated as NADH:ubiquinone oxidoreductase core subunit S7. Gene Ontology annotation, biological process: aerobic respiration; mitochondrial respiratory chain complex I assembly; electron transport coupled proton transport. The transcript has 8 exons. Gene Ontology annotation, molecular function: quinone binding; 4 iron, 4 sulfur cluster binding; NADH dehydrogenase (ubiquinone) activity. Lineage: Eukaryota; Metazoa; Chordata; Crocodylia; Alligatoridae. The coding region runs from base 48 to 701 and encodes 217 amino acids. The record is from RefSeq and is a predicted model, not a curated record.